GUGCAAGUAUAUACUUCAUAGAGUUACGCAGAUCAAAUUAAGCUAUAUAAUAUUUAGCAUUUUGUCUAAAUAUUAGUUUCCUUAGCUAAUAAAAAUAAAGAGCUGCUUCUUAGCUAUAUUGUGACUAUUUCGGAAAAUAUUAAAAAGAUUAUUCAGUUUUAUUUUGUUUUGAGACAAGGUUUCUCUGUGUGGCUCUGGCUGUCCUGGAACUCUAGGCUGGCCUCCAACUCAGAGAUCCACCUGCCUCUGCUUCCUGAGUACUGGGAUUAAAGGCCUGUGCCACCACACCUGGUGAUAAUUCAGUUCUUGACUUUUGUGUAACUAGCUGCUUUCCCUCUUCUUUCCUCUUAGUGCCAGUGCUGUGUUCCAUAUGAUCAAUCAUUCAACAUUGAUACCUCAUUUCGUGCUUUGAUACUAUGCUAGAAGUUACAAGUGAGAACUGUUAGAUACCAUCUUCUUUUCAGUAGAGUGUCUGGGAAAAGUCAAUUAUUUUAACAACACUGGAUGGAGCUCCCGUGGUUACUGUGGACACACUGGAUGGAGCUCCUGUGGUUACUGUGGACACACUGGAUGGAGCUCUCGUGGUUACUGUGGACACACUGGAUGGAGCUCCGUGGUUACUGUGGACACACUGGAUGGAGCUCCCGUGGUUACUGUGGACACACUGGAUGGAGCUCCCGUGGUUACUGUGGACACACUGGAUGGAGCUCCCGUGGUUACUGUGGACACACUGGAUGGAGCUCCCGUGGUUACUGUGGACACACUGGAUGGAGCUCCCGUGGUUACUGUGGACACACUGGAUAGAGCUCCCGUGGUUACUGUGGACACACUGGAUGGAGCUCCCGUGGUUACUGUGGACACACUGGAUGGAGCUCCCGUGGUUACUGUGGACACACUGGAUGGAGCUCCCGUGGUUACUGUGGACACACUGGAUGGAGCUCCCUGGUUAGUGUGGACACACUGGAUGGAGCUCCCGUGGUUACUGUGGACACACUGGAUGGAGCUCCAGUGGUUAGUGUGGACACACUGGAUGGAGCUCCUGUGGUUAGUGUGAACACACUGGAUGGAGCUCCAGUGGUUAGUGUGAACAGAGCCUGUCAGCCCCUGUGAUGGGAAGGCCUUAGGGCAGGGUCUUGUGAUCUUGCCAGGGAUGCUGGGAACCUUGCAGGUGGUGAUUGGACUCUAGACCAUGUGCCUAGGUAGUUUUUCCUUUCUCCGCAGCUCUGCUCCCCCAGCAACGCUCACCACACCCUUGUUUUGAGAACCUCACUAAGCUCUUGUCAGCAUCCAGCCAUGGGGGAUAUGAAAACCCCAGAUUUUGAUGACCUUCUGGCUGCCUUUGACAUCCCAGAUCCCACAAGUCUUGAUGCCAAGGAGGCCAUCCAGACUCCCAGUGAGGAGAAUGAGAGUCCCCUGAAGUCUUCCAGCAUGUGCAUGGAUGAAAAUGUGUCCCUGUCUCACGCUGGAUCAGCCCCAGAUGUGCCGGCUGUGAGUGUCAUAGUUAAGAACACCAGCCGCCAAGAAUCGUUUGAAGCAGAGAAAGACCACGUUGCUUCCAGUCUCCUCCACAACGGGUUUCGGAGCUCAGACCUGCCUUCAGACUCCCACCACUGUGGGAAGUUUGAUUCUUCUUUCAUAAAUGGAGACAGUGCUAGGAGUUUCACGAACAAGCUAGAACCUUCCAAGUCGGAGCCAUUACCCACUUUCAACCAAUUCAGUCCAAUCUCUAGCCCAGAACCUGAAGAUCCUGUCAAAGAUAAUGGGUUUGGGAUAAAGGCCAAGCACCCUGACAGUUAUUUCCCACCUCCUCCUGGGGCUGUGGGGGGCCCAGUCCUGGAAGCUCUGGCUAAGUUCCCAGUCCCGGAGCUACACAUGUUUGAUCACUUUUGUAAGAAAGAAGCCAAACCAGAACCCUUGCCUUUAGAGAGCCAGCAGGAGCAGGAGCCGGCUGGGCCGAAGGCGGCAGAACCUCCCAAAGAUCUGGAUUCCAGUCAGCUCUUUGGGGAAGCUUUAGAAUUCAACAGUCACUCUAGCAGCAGUGUUGGAGAGCUCAAGAAGCUUGCUCCAGAGCUUAGUGCUUGCUCCUCUGUCCCACCUAGGCAGCGUCUGAAGCCAGCCCAUUCCAAACUAUCCUCUUGUGUUGCAGCCUUGGUGGCCCUACAGGCCAAACGAGUGGCCAGUGUCACCAAGGAGGAUCAGCCUAGUCACACAAAAGAUUCCUCAGGGCCCACUAAAGAGGGUUCUAAAGGCAGCCCCAAAAUGCCCAAGUCACCAAAGAGUCCCCGGAGCCCUCUGGAGGUCACUAGAAAAAGUAUCAAGCCAUCAGAUAGCCCUCGGAGCAUCUGCAGUGACAGUAGCAGCAAAGGGUCCCCUUCUGUGGCUGCCAGCUCCCCACCAGCAAUUCCCAAAGUUAGAAUCAAAACAAUUAAGACAUCAUCAGGGGAAAUCAAACGAACUGUUACAAGGAUCCUGCCAGACCCUGAUGAUCCAAGUAAGUCCCCUGUUGAGUCACCUGUAGGGAGCACCAUUGCUGAGGCCCCUAGUGAGGUGCCGGGGGAUGAAGGCACAGCCAUGCCUGUGGAAGAGCCCUUUUCUGAGGCAGGCAUAAGUUUAGGGAGCCCCCAGGGUGACAGGAAAGGAGAUGAGAGCAUGAUAAAGACCAGUGACUCUUCAUCUCCCUGCCGCGUCUCUGGGCCCCGAGUCCCAAAAGGAGCUGCCCUGACCUCACAGGCAAGCAAGAAGCAGCAGAGCACAACACUUCAGACAUCAACCUUGGCCCCUGCCAGUCUCUUGCCCAAAGCUGUGCACUUGGCCAACUUGAACCUCGUCCCCCACAGUGUUGCCGCAUCUGUGACUGCAAAGUCCUCAGCACAGAGACGGAGCCAGCCUCAGGUUGCACAAAUGACAGUGCCCCUCGUCCACCAGGUGAAAAAGGCCGCCCCUCUAAUUGUGGAGGUCUUCAACAAGGUCCUUCACAGCUCUAACCCUGUGCCCCUCUAUGCGCCAAAUCUCAGCCCACCUGCAGACAGCAGAAUCCAUGUGCCGGCCAGUGGGUACUGCUGCCUGGAGUGUGGAGACGCGUUUGCCUUAGAGAAGAGCCUGAGCCAGCACUACAGCCGGCGGAGUGUCCACAUCGAGGUGCUGUGCACACUGUGCUCUAAGACACUGCUCUUCUUCAACAAGUGCAGCCUGCUUCGGCAUGCCCGAGACCACAAGAGCAAGGGGCUUGUCAUGCAGUGUUCUCAGCUGCUUGUGAAGCCCAUCUCCGCGGACCAGAUGUUUGUGGCAGCUCCUGUGAACUCCACGGCACCAGCAACCCCAGCCACUUCUUCCUCCCCCAAACCCAGCCCCACUUCAAGCAACGCCAGCCCUGUAAUUCCAGCCUUGCCACUUUACCCAGACCCAGUGAGGCUCAUCCGGUAUGGAACCAAAUGUCCUGAAUGUCACAAGCAGAUGCGAGACUAUAUGGUCCUGGCUGCACAUUUCCAGAGGACCACAGAGGAAACCGAGGGGCUAACUUGCCAGGUAUGCCAGAUGCUGCUGCCAAACCAAUGUAGUUUCUGUGCGCACCAGCGGAUUCAUGCACACAAGUCCCCCUACUGCUGCCCAGAGUGUGGUGUCCUUUGUCGCUCUGCUUACUUCCAGACUCAUGUAAAGGAGAAUUGCCUGCACUAUGCCCGAAAAGUGGGCUACAGGUGUAUCCACUGUGGUGUCAUCCACCUGACUUUGGCCUUGCUGAAAAGCCACAUCCAGGAGCGACACUGCCAGGUUUUCCACAAAUGUGCAUUCUGUCCCAUGGCCUUCAAGACUGCCAGUAGUACGAUGGACCACAGUACCGCCCAGCAUCCCACCCAGCCCCACAGACCCUCCCAGCUAAUUUAUAAGUGCUCCUGUGAAAUGGUCUUCAAUAAGAAGAGGCACAUUCAACAGCAUUUUUACCAGAAUGUCAGCAAGACACAAGCGAGUGUCUUCAAGUGCCCUGAGUGCCCACUUCUGUUUCUGCAGAAGCCAGAAUUAAUGCAGCAUGUCAAGAAUACCCACGGUGUUCCCCGGAAUGUGGAUGAGCUGUCAAGCCUCCAGUCGUCAGCAGACACGUCUUCUAGCCGCCCUGGUUCUCGAGCUCCCACUGAGCCCCCAGCCACAAGUGUAGCUGCUAGAGGCAGCUCCCUGACUGCUGGCCGCUGGGGCCGUCCAGAAGCCCACCGCAGGACUGAAGCAAGGCCCCGGAUGAGGAGCACUGGUUGGACCUGCCAGGAGUGUCAGGAGUGGGUUCCUGAUCGAGAGAGCUAUGUGUCCCACAUGAAAAAGAGCCAUGGUCGGACACUGAAGCGGUACCCAUGCCGGCAGUGUGAGCAGUCCUUCCACACCCCCAGCAGCCUGCGCAAACACAUCCGCAACAACCAUGACACAGUAAAGAAGGUCUACACUUGUGGGUACUGCACUGAGGAUAGUCCCAGCUUUCCUCGGCCCUCCCUCCUGGAGAGCCACAUCAGCCUUAUGCACGGUAUCCGAAACCCUGAUUUGAGCCAGACAUCCAAAGUGAGCCAUCCAGGUGGACAUUCCCCUCAGGUGAACCAUCUGAAAAGAGCAGUCAGCAGAACGGCAGAUGCUCCAGGCACUAGCAAUGGUGCAACUGUUCCCUCUUCCAAAAGGCACAGGUCCGUAUUUCAGUGUGCAAAGUGCAGCUUUGCCACAGACUCAGAGCUCGAGUUCCAGAGCCACAUACCUCAGCACCAGGCAGACAGCUCCACAGCCCAGUGUCUCCUCUGUGGUUUGUGCUACACGUCUGCCAGUUCACUCAACCGCCACCUGUUCAUAGUCCACAAAGUGAGAGAUCAGGAGGAAGAAGAGGAGGAAGAAGAGAUUGUGGAAGUGAAGGUGGAAGCUACAGACCCAGAGACAUGCUCUGGAGAGGAGGUGGCCAUGGAGACUAGAGAAAAUGGACUGGAAGAAUGUGCCAGUGAGCCAUUGGUGGCUGACCUAGAGCCAAGGAGGUCACUAGGCUUGGCUCCGGAUGAAGACAGUGCCCAGGACCCUCAGAAUCAACCACAGGCCUCUCAGGACCAGAACAGCCAUGCACUAUCUCCUCAGGUGUGACCGAGGCUUUGUAGCUAUCAGUCAGGCUGUGGCACCUCCACCUGCUGUGCAGACUGUGGGAAAUAAGCUCUGCACUAGUGUUUGGCCACUGUGCUCUGGAGCAGAGUCUACUCUGAGCUGCAGGUUCUGGAUGUCUCCUAGCCCCAGAAAAUGUGGGGCCACCCAGAAUCCCUCACAGCUCUGAAUUUGCUUCUGUUAUUUAUGGCUUAAUGCUGCUUCUUGGUACCCCAAUUCUCAUCCAUGUCUUUUCAGCCCCAGGCUACUUAGGUAGUGCAACCUCAGUGUUGUCACCUCAGCCUGCAAGCCCUCAGUAGCUGUGCUCUGGGCUCUACCUGCUGUGUUCAGCUGGAGACGACUCAGAGCUCCAUUUCCUGCAGACACCAGCUCUCCUUCCUGCCUUCAGAGCCCAAGAAGGAGGGGAAUGAAGGGUGCUGGCCUUUCCUCUGGGAACUCUGCCCAGCCUGGCUUGGUGAGGUCCCUUGCUCGCCCUUUCCUUUUUGUCUUCUUUGAUUCUUUUCCCCAGAAACAUCUUGAGGAUUUCACCUGUCACACUGAUCAUGUCUCUGUGAGUGGGAGAAAUGUCAAUACACUCCUUUUUAGAACUGAGGGAAGCAUGAAGUAUGGCCAAGGCAGGCAGGCGCCGAGAGCCAGACCCUCUGCGGGGCUGUGGUGGGCCCUCUGUUGCUGUCCUGCAACCCCUGACAGGUAGGGCAUGGGGCACACAGACGUUGGGAUAUUUGUAUUCUUGCUCCUGUGCCAUUAGGGAGGCUGCUGCCUCAGGCUGGCCAGCCCCUCCUCCUCUCAGGCCAGCCAGCCCCCCCCCCCCCCUCAGCUACAUUCUGGUUGCUCAGACUAUUUCAAUAAAAAAAAAAAAAUCUUCUUACCAUGCAGGUAGGCUCUUGUAUUCCUCUUCUGGUGAGCUAGCCCCUCCUGCUCCGUCUGAGGGUCUUCCCCAACUGUGCUGGCUCCCCCCUCUGAAGGAAAGCAGUAUUUCCAUCUGCCCAUGGAAGCUCUACGUUCUGGAGCUUGUGCUUGGGAAACCUGGGGUCCUGUACAUCGUGGUUCUCUAGAGACUUCUAAAGGAGCAGGGGAUGGGGGUGGGGGAUCAGUUCUGGUCAGCAGUCACCUCCAAGGACUCUGGCCUAAUAGAUUGGCCUUAAGGCCUACUGAAGUUCUCUGGGCAUCUUUCCAUCAAAGGGUUUUCAACCCAAGAGAUUCUUCUUGGUGAGGGGCAGAUAGAAGGAACUCUUGACAGCUGUACAGUAUUCAGAGACAGUUGUCACCGCCACAGCAAACCCAGACUUGAUAGAGUUGGGAUGUGAUGAGGGAUGAGGCCUGCCCGAGCACAAGGACAGGUUGUGGGAAGGUGUUCUCUGACCCAACUGGCCUGGGCCAGGCCCAGCAGGAUCCUGUGCAGCACAGCAAGGGGGUGUUGGCUGAGGUCUUAGGCUUGAUCUUUCAAGGAAGACAUGAAUGCCAAUUAGGAAUCCAAUUGGAUAAAUAUGCAUGACCUUUUCACAAUUGAAUCUUUCCUUGCUCUGUCAAAUGCCAAGUUUUUAGUGAAAGGCUAAUGGCAGUGGAAAAAGUGCCUGCCUCAGAUCCAGAGAGGCUCUGUUGUCUAUACCAUUUUAAUGAGCAUUCUUCCUGGCAAGGCCUCCAGCUCCCUGCUUCCCCUGCUGGCAGUGAGGAAAGCCAGCCCUAUUGAGCAGGUCCCAAGCUAGGCACUGUCCCUCUCCCAGUCCCAUCACAUUCUCUGGUUUCGCUUCAGAUCCUAUCAAUCUUUCACCUUAUGCUAACAAUCCCAUUGCAGGGAGCCUCUGUGCACCAGAUCAUCCAUGAGAACAGGUUCUUAAGAAGGUGUAUAGAAGGCUUUGGGCUGAGUGGCUGCAUUUCCUCCCACUCAGAAACCGUGGGAGCUGGAACACAGCAGGUGGAGAAACUAAGGGUGGAGCAGCUGUGCUCAUGCUAGACCCAGUCUCUUGGAACGCUGGGGAAGCCCGAGCCAUAGCCUGGGUUCUUGUUGCCCUUGGCCAGUUCCUAGCACCCCUCCUCCCCACAGGCUCCUCCCCCUAAAGCAGAACCAGCGACCCCCACCCAGCUUUUUCAAAGCUUUGAUGAAGUCAUGAGUGUGUAUACACUCUCUAGUUUCCAGAAUAGCAUGUGGAUAUGGGGGUUCUGCACUUCUGGACCUGGAGACUGGAGCGUAUCUUAUCUGCUGCUCACAUUUGGAUGUGGGCUAUC
Molecule: messenger RNA, 7338 nt
Organism: Acomys russatus (golden spiny mouse)
Lineage: Eukaryota; Metazoa; Chordata; Mammalia; Rodentia; Muridae
Gene: Znf592
Product: zinc finger protein 592
Exons: 12
Coding region: 1294-5097 (1267 amino acids)
Source: RefSeq, a predicted model, not a curated record